AUGGAUCAAAAUCCACCUCUAACCAUUGUGCAUUAUUGUGGAGAAUGGAAUGAAAUGGAUUCCAUGUUUUUUUCUUCUUUUGAAAAACUAAGGUUAACUAGCGAUGUUAUUUUACUUUUAUUGGAUUGCUAUCAAUCACAUCCAUCACUGGAAACCAUUCAAGUGGAAUAUUUGAACAACCUGAUUGACAACAAUACUUUUCUUAUGAUAGGAUGUGUUUCAUCGGAUGAGAAUCAAUUUUCAAAAUGUGAAGAAUCCUAUUUAACUUCUUUUAUUUGUGAUCCCUCCAAUGCAUUCCUUACUUAUUUUACAAAACAAUUUGAAAAUAACAAAUUGAAUGGAUAUCUAUUUCUGACACAAUCUAAUAAUAAUCAAUUAUUUGAAAUAUUAAUGCAACAUUUUGAAAAUUUAAUUGAAGAAUAUAUUCAAAACAACCAUUUUGAGAUUUGGAUUCGUCAUAACAACUUGAAAAGGUUAUUGAAACAUUUAUUACUCUCUUUAAUUCUACUUUCAAAAUUACAACAAGGCAGACCAUCAAAUUCUCUACUCAUGAGACCACAAGAAAGAACAUGGCUCAAUCAAUUAUGUCAAUCCAAACAACAUGAUUCCAUGUGGAAUAAUCUCUUUGAAAAGAUGAAUCAUUUUCUCGAGCAAGUCGAAUGGAAUCAUCAAGAAAGGAUUCAAAAAUUUAAUUCAUUACUCAAUUCUUCUCAACCGACAACAACAACAAGAACAACCACCACUAGCUCUAAUAGAUUCAGAGUAUCUAAAUUAUAA
Messenger RNA from Naegleria fowleri, 777 nucleotides. RefSeq lists its product as uncharacterized. The transcript has a single exon. Bases 1 to 777 code for a protein of 258 amino acids. NCBI's taxonomy places the organism in Eukaryota, Heterolobosea, Eutetramitea, Acrasida, Naegleriidae. The record is from RefSeq and is a predicted model, not a curated record.